Molecule: messenger RNA, 4305 nt
Organism: Stegostoma tigrinum
Lineage: Eukaryota; Metazoa; Chordata; Chondrichthyes; Orectolobiformes; Stegostomatidae
Gene: slc38a3b
Product: solute carrier family 38 member 3b
Exons: 16
Coding region: 309-1841 (510 amino acids)
Biological process (GO): asparagine transport; amino acid transmembrane transport; histidine transport
Molecular function (GO): L-histidine transmembrane transporter activity; L-glutamine transmembrane transporter activity; L-asparagine transmembrane transporter activity
Source: RefSeq, a predicted model, not a curated record
GAGAGGGAGCUCAGGGGCGGACUCAUCAUCAUAACAGAGCGGCUGGCUGGUGAGAAAGCUUCCCGACACACACACCCACCGGCUCUUACCUGCUUUCCACAGGAGGGUGACUGGCUCCUGGACUCAGACCUUUAUUCAUUUACAGCGCCCCUGACAUCCGACAGCAACAGGCCGGACUGGCCGCGAACAACAGCAAAGACUGAAGGAGACAGAGGGACGUGCUCACAAAUAGCAGCCAACCAGACACACACAAGACAGAGCUCCGGAGAGGGAAUUUUCACCUGUGUCCAGACAACAAGUAAGGGAGCAUGGACUGUGUUCAGGUGGCUAAAGAGGCUGAAAUGGUGGAGAUUAUUCCAAAUGGCAAUCAUGUAGAAGAUCUGACUGCACCAAUCAAAAUGCAACAUGAGGAAGACAGGUACGAAGAUAAUGAAGGAAACUCAGCCGAGUGCGAUGAAUUCCUGCCUCAUUCAGACACUGAGAAGAAACCUACCCGUUUCACAGAUUUUGAAGGGAAAACCUCAUUUGGAAUGUCAGUAUUCAACCUGAGCAAUGCCAUCAUGGGCAGUGGUAUCCUGGGCCUGGCAUAUGCGAUGGCCAACACAGGCAUUGUCCUCUUCCUCUUUCUGUUGACAACUGUGGCCUUACUCUCCUCCUAUUCCAUUCACUUGCUUCUGAAAGCUUCUGGUGUGGUUGGAAUCCGUGCAUAUGAGCAGCUCGGUCUGCGGGCUUUCGGGACUCCUGGCAAGUUAGCAGCUGCUAUGGCGAUUACCCUGCAGAAUAUUGGUGCCAUGUCCAGUUAUCUCUACAUUGUGAAGUAUGAACUUCCCCUGGUGAUACAGGCCUUUCUGAACAUUGAGGAGAAAACCGGCGAGUGGUACCUGAAUGGAAACUAUCUGGUGGUCAUGGCAUCAGUUACGGUCGUUUUGCCUCUGGCAUUAAUGAAGCAACUCGGCUACCUGGGAUACACCAGUGGUUUCUCCCUGAGCUGCAUGGUUUUCUUCCUAAUUGUGGUGAUCUACAAGAAGUUCCAGAUUUCCUGCUCAUUUAAUAACAUCCAUGCAAAUAGUUCCCUUCUAGACAGUAUCAAAUAUGACAAUAGCACCAGCUACAACAGUAGUGACGUUCACAAAGUUACUGAGGACCAGUGCACCCCUCGGCUGUUUACCGUGAACUCUCAGACUGCAUAUACCAUUCCCAUCUUGGCUUUUGCCUUUGUCUGUCAUCCAGAGGUAUUGCCUAUCUACACAGAGCUGAAAAACCCCUCCAAGAAAAAAAUGCAGCAUGUGUCAAACAUCUCUAUCCUGGUCAUGUACCUCAUGUAUUUUCUUGCUGCGCUGUUUGGAUACUUGACAUUUUAUGGCAGAGUUGAGCCAGAGAUGCUGCAUACAUACAGUAAGAUUGACCCAUUCGAUACACUAAUUUUGUGUGUCCGUGUGGCUGUGCUAAUCGCAGUAACCCUCACUGUGCCCAUUGUGCUCUUCCCGGUGCGCCGUGCUAUCCAGCAAAUGCUGUUCCAGAACAAACCCUUCAGCUGGCUCAGGCACAUAGUCAUUGCUAUCUGCCUCCUUACUUUGAUCAACCUACUGGUUAUCUUUGCACCAAACAUCCUUGAUAUCUUUGGAGUUAUCGGUGCGACCUCUGCCCCAUGUUUAAUUUUCAUCUUCCCGGCUGUGUUCUACAUACGGAUAAUGCCAAAGGAAGAAGAACCAAUGACGUCACUGCCAAAGAUCCUGGCUGUUUGCUUUGCAGGCCUGGGCGUUGUCUUCAUGACCAUGAGCCUGAGCUUCAUCAUCAUCGGCUGGUCUACUGGGAGCAGCAACGUCAACGGAGGCCACUAGGCAACAGAGUGCCUCGCCCACUGAGAGCCAAGUGCCCCCUUCAGCACCCAACACCUUCACCCAGCAGGAUAAUCACUGUAGAAAAUUGCCAACAAACCUGACCCCACUGUAAUGAGACACACACUGCUAGUACUGUACAUAUAUAUAGUUUUGCACACCAACAAUUUUUAUAUCAUGUAACUGUAUAGUGACGAAUUGAUGCAAGUACAUUGCAUGGGAUUUUGUAAAACUGCAACAUUUUUAAGUUAUUUUGUAUAGAGGUAGGACUGAGGUGACAUUUUCAGUGUAAUAUUCUAUUAAAUAACUGGCUUAGUAUAGUGUAGGGUCAUAGGUAUAGUUGCUGGGACUGAACUUAGCACCUUGGGUUGACUGGGGGGGCUGUCUUGUUAAUAUAAUAUAUAUAUUUUACAUUGUGUUCUUUUGACAUAAAUGAACAUCAUACAGAAGCAUUUUAAAAGGUGGUUAGGAGCCUAUUGAAAAACAAAAAAAAACAUUUAUUGUUCCCAUUUUCAAUCACCCUACUAAAUACUGUGUGCAAUUUUUGAUGAAGCUAACAGUAGUUGAAAUAUCCGAUUACUAAUUUUCGGUAGGUAAAUGCUAAUAAUCAUGAACCAUCCAUGCCUGGCAGAUGCCCUAGUGUAAACCUCUGAGUUGGAUGAAGCUCCACGAGGUCAUAUGCUAGUGAGGUGAACAAAAUCAGUUGGGGACUUCCAGUACCUAGAAACCCGUAGCCCAGAGAGUCAGUAUGAGAUCCUGAAUCAAGUUCAACUGUUAUUCCUCAAAGCUUGCAUAACCCACUGGCUUAUUGGCCCCUUGUAUAUAAAGGUAUCUUGAAAGUACUGACUUGGGCGUGAUACAAAAGGACUGACAUCACCUAUCAAAUUGUAAUUUAACAUGACGCCUCUUAAUUUUUUUAUAUUAUUUAACCUGUUAUUCUAAUCAACUUGUUCAGAGGCGUUAUUAUACACCUCUGGAGCAGGUGGGACUUGAACUUGGGCCCGUGAAUACUUCACAGAUCAACUGAGUGCUUCACUUUUACUCGUUGAAUCCGGACUAGUGGGCAAAUUGUUCUCUGUUAUGAAAAAUAUCCUGAUCAAGACCCUUUUUUUUGGCCUUUUAUCUCACAGAGAUCACAAGCUCACCAGUGCUGGCCUGCCUAUUCCGUCGUGACAAAUAUUGCAAAGCAAUAAGUUCAUGGUAAAGUUGGAAACCAGAUGGCUCUGUUUAUGGUGGGACAGUUGAAAUGCAACGGGACAUUGCCUCACAUUUUGUGGCUUCCAAGCCUGAGAGUCCACUUUACACAGUUUGCAAAACAUGUCCGCACCCCAGACCAGUGAUGCUUGCUGCCACAGUGCACAUUGGAUUGGAAAAACAUGGUUGCAAUCCUGAAGACUACUUCUGCAAGGUGAAUUAGUUGAGUGCCAUACACUGAAUUGCUUGCACUCAAGCUGAAGACUCAGGAUCACAUAAGGAUAUUUCCACCCUUGACUAUGGUUCCACCAACCCUAGUGUAACACAUCCACUGUAGAAUUAAUUGCUGCUAUCCAUCAGGGGCAGUGCCCGACAAAGAAAAGACACUGGGGAUUGGAGAGACGAGCCAACCCUGUUUAAAACCAUUUAGUUGGCAAGCCAGGUGGAGGAGGAAAGCAGGAUGGUUGAUUUCCUGCAGUCGUCAUACAUUGCUGCUGUUGUGAAGGCAGUUGCCUGUUGGAACCAGUGAGCAGAGCAAAUAUGUUCCAUGCCCUAUGUGGCACUGGCAACACUCACAAUGAUAGGGCCAGUCUUUCAAGAUGGUCCAUCCCAUCAGGAUGGCGGAGCUGCCUUUGCACCAUCCCAAUGGUCGAAUGCCAACUGCUUGUAGGAUUUAGAGAUGGGAGAGAUGAAUGAAACAGUUAACAUUAAAGUUCAAAACAAAUCUAAAAAAAAGACUUUUUAUUAACUAAAACCAUUAAUCAAAAUGCUGGGGUUGGGAGGUCAUCCUCUAACAUUUAAUAAUUUAGUCUAAUGUUUGUGUUAUAAUAAGUAAAUAAAAUGUCUCAUUUUUCACAGGGAACUUAACUGUGAACUUUUAACACAGUGUGGUUGCAGAAAAAUGGCUACUGGACUGUUAAUACUGAACUUGUUUGCUGGUUUGGAAAUAUCCCGGCAUGUUUAUAAAAUAAUAAUUCUGGGGGCGAAGAAUUGAUUUAUUUUGUGACAAUAAUGUCGAUGGCUUUGAUUUAACAAAAGUGGAUUUUACUUCUGACUCAUGUAGUCCUAUGCAAUAUUAAUAGUUUUGGUGGAAAUCUCCAGUAACCUUUGCUCUGAAGCUUUAAGGAUUUAUUUUUGUUAGAUUGCAUUGGUCGUAUUUAGAAACAAGGCUUAUUUGUCAGAUUUCUUUACACAAUAUUUAUAUUUUAUUAAAUGUGUAAUUAAAUUUUAAUUUAAUAGAAAAUAAAAAGGAUUAAAGAUUUUUAAUAUUUUA